This is a messenger RNA of Triticum turgidum subsp. durum (durum wheat), 1032 nucleotides long. Lineage: Eukaryota; Viridiplantae; Streptophyta; Magnoliopsida; Poales; Poaceae. The record is from the annotation of a GenBank genome assembly.
AUGGAGUUACCGGCGCCGAUGCCCGUGACGCUGCCGCUGCCGCUUCCGUGCCUCGUCGUCGACCACGACGGCGCCGGAGGGGAGCCCUGCACAACCCUGCUCGACGUCUCCAAAGGGGAACAUCAGCACCAAUACCACGCAUGCGACGGCGACGCCCACGCGCUGCUACGCAACAGGCGGAGAUGGAUGACGCCGCACGGGUGGGUGCUCUCGUGUGACCCCUCCACCCUCGCCACCUUCCUGUGGAGCCCUCAGACCACGGAGAAGAUCGACCUGCCGCCCCUCACGCCGGGGCAGGAGAUACCCUUGCACUCUUCCUGCUCCCUCUCCGGCAAGCCCACCGCCGCGGGCUUCACCGUGGUGGCCGUCGAGCCGGAGAAAACGGCGGUAUGGUACUGCCACGUCGGCGGCAACGCCUCCGAUAGACCUGGAUGGGUCAGGUACGAGUACGACGUGGGAAGCGUCACGUUCCCGGUGGUCAACGACCGGAGAAUCCAGGGGAAGAAGUUCAUCACCCGGCUCACGGCGGUCGGAGGCAAGUUCUACUUCUUCAAAUCGCAUGACGAGCUCGGCGUGCUCGAAUUCUCGCCUGCGCCGCUCCACAGCUCGGUGCCAGUCCGCGCCGUCGAGCGUCCCCCGGGGACCACCUGCAUGGCGCCGUCGUUCGUGGAGCUCGGCGGCGAGCUCUAUCUGGCCUCCGCCUUCUUACACUACGACAGCGGUGGCGCCACAAGUGUUCUCGGCUGCGGCGUGUACAAGCUGGACUUGGCGGGGAAGAGGUGGUGCAAGGUCAGCGACAUCGGCGACCGAGCCUUCCUCAUGUGCCCUCUGUAUUUCAGUGGCUGCUGCUCUGCGACCGCCUCCGGGCUGAGACCCAACUGCGUCUAUUGGAUGGGGCUGUGUGACGACGACCUGCUGCGAGUCUUCGAUAUCGACGGGGAUGAGGGAACUCAUGGAGUGCACGAUCCGUGCAAAGAUAUCUCCGGGCCAAAUCGUAAUGCGGUGUGGAUGCUUCCUAGUGAUGAGCCAUAA